Molecule: messenger RNA, 1002 nt
Organism: Zingiber officinale
Lineage: Eukaryota; Viridiplantae; Streptophyta; Magnoliopsida; Zingiberales; Zingiberaceae
Exons: 3
Coding region: 158-820 (220 amino acids)
Biological process (GO): regulation of DNA-templated transcription
Molecular function (GO): double-stranded DNA binding
Source: RefSeq, a predicted model, not a curated record
AUUGUGGACCGAUAUCACCGUGAAGAGCUAGCUGGUCCGGAGUCCACGAAUGGGUUGGUGAAGAUAUUCCCAGCCCCAGGUUCCAUUCUUCUUCCACACCAUACUCCCGGAGUUGUCUCCAAUCGACCCGCCGCCCAAAUCCAACGAUUCUUCAGGAAUGUUGGGACGAUCAAUGGCAGUUGGUGUAUCUAGCUGCAAACACUCUGUAUCCUGCUCCCCAUUGUUGGAUACUCCAGUUUUGAUUCCAAAACUGGCGCUGCCGGCGUGUAGUUCGUCAUGUGGUUUCAAUCACAUAGUUCAUACUAGUGAAACUCAAAGCUACCGUUGUUAUUCGAAAUGCACAGUUAGGAAAUGGAGGAAAAACUCAGUCGAACAGAUUCAACCUGUUCUAUUAGAAGAUGAUCAUAAGAAAACUUGGGAAGAAUGCAAAGAAAUACUCUGUGCGUUGAGUUUUUCGGUCGACGAGGCAGACACGAUUCUUAAGAAGGCUUUUGGAUGGGUUCAUUCACCAUACUGGGGCGAAGAGAGAAGAAAAGAAGUUCCCAAGGGACAAAUAGUGGACGAGAUGUUGGGUUACCUCAAGGAUUUGGGUCUUAACGAUGAGGAUCUACACAAAUUGCUGAAGAAGUUCCCUGAGGUCCUCGGAUGCAGUCUGGCCGAUGAAGUGCGGACGAAUGUUAGCAUGCUAGAGAAGGACUGGAGUAUUAAAGGGAAAGUACUUCGAAAUCUACUUCUGAGGAAUCCAAAAGUUUUGGGCUACAAUGUCGACUGUAAAGGAGACUGCAUGGCACAGUGUACUAGAUGUUGGGUUCGAUUCUAGUAAUGUAAGUGUAUCUUUUUUGUCUUUAUCACCACAUAUUAGAAGCUAUUUUUUUUAGUUAAAUAGAAUCUUUUUAGUCUUUAUCACCAACUUUUAGGAAGAAUCAUGAGCAAUUUGGAUGUUGGGAAUACUUCCUGAAGCUGUAUUAGCUACGAAAGAAUAAAUUUAAUUUUUCAAUUUAA